AUGGCGGAUCGCCGGCCGAACAGGCCCCCGGUGAAGUUUCGGGAAGGUUGCAUGAUUUUUGGCAACACGACGCUUGGCCACAGCUCGGUCAAAUUCAGACCCCGGCGUAGGCAACAGGCUCAGCCGCAGCCGGCGGUGCUUGAGGACGCUGAGGAGGCGCCCAAUGUCACCCCGGACGCGCCCCUGGAGAUCGAUCCAGAUGUUCUGUACAGAGCGCAGCAAAUUUUCAUGAUCUUGAACUCAUCGGGAGUCGUAGCUCCUGCUGGUACGCCGGAGCAAG
Molecule: messenger RNA, 280 nt
Organism: Symbiodinium sp. CCMP2456
Lineage: Eukaryota; Dinophyceae; Suessiales; Symbiodiniaceae
Source: the annotation of a GenBank genome assembly